This is a messenger RNA of Haliaeetus leucocephalus (bald eagle), 1053 nucleotides long. RefSeq names its product kelch domain containing 8A (gene KLHDC8A). The transcript has 5 exons. Gene Ontology annotation, molecular function: protein binding. Lineage: Eukaryota; Metazoa; Chordata; Aves; Accipitriformes; Accipitridae. The coding region runs from base 1 to 1053 and encodes 350 amino acids. The record is from RefSeq and is a predicted model, not a curated record.
AUGGAGCUAGCUAAUACCAAAGAUUUCCAGUGGAAAACCCUCGCCCCGCUCCCAAGCCGCAGGGUCUACUCGACCUUGGUGGAAGCUGGCGGGCAGGUGUUUGCCAUCGGGGGCUGCGAUGACAACGGUGUCCCCAUGGAUUGCUUUGAGGUCUACUCCCCUGAGGCCGACCAGUGGACCUCGCUGCCACCCAUGCCCACGGCUCGGGCCGGGGUGGCCGUGGCCACUUUGGGCAAGAGGAUCAUGGUGAUAGGAGGGGUUGGAGUGAAUCAAAUGCCGCUGAAGAUAGUGGAGAUGUACAACAUAGAUGAGGGCAAGUGGAAGAAGAGGAACUCACUGAGAGAAGCAGCCAUGGGCAUCUCGGUGACGGCAAAAGACUAUAGAGUCUAUGCAGCUGGUGGGAUGGGAUCUGACCUGAGGCCGCACAACUACCUGCAGCACUACGACAUGCUCAAGGACAUCUGGGUGUCGCUGGCGGCCAUGCCCACACCCAGGUACGCUGCCACAUCCUUCCUGCGAGGCACCAAGAUCUACGUGCUGGGUGGAAGGCAGUCCAAGUAUGCUAUCAAUGCCUUUGAGGUCUUUGACACAGAGACCAGGUCGUGGACCAAGUUUCCCAACAUCCCGAACAAAAGGGCCUUCUCCAGCUUUGUGCCCACAGAAGACAAACUCUUCAGUCUCGGGGGCCUGCGGCAGGGACGGCUCUACCGGCAGCCCAAGUUCAUGAGGACCGUGGACAUGUUUGAUAUGGAACAAGGUGGCUGGAUGAAGAUGGAGCGCUCCUUCUACCUGAAGAAAAGGCGAGCAGACUUCGUGGCUGGCUACCUGAAAGGCAGAGUCGUUGUGGCUGGGGGGCUAGGAAACCAGCCAACCGUCCUGGAGUCCGCAGAGGCCUUCCACCCCGAGAAGAACAAGUGGGAGAGCUUGCCCCCCAUGCCCACCCCACGCUGUGCCUGCUCCAGCAUCGUGAUCCGGAACUGCCUGCUGGCUGUCGGUGGGGUGAGCCAGGGCCUGAGCAGUGCCGUGGAGGCCCUGUGCCUCUCCGAUUCCUAG